This is a messenger RNA of Exophiala spinifera, 1656 nucleotides long. RefSeq lists its product as uncharacterized. The record is from RefSeq and is a predicted model, not a curated record. Bases 1 to 1656 code for a protein of 551 amino acids. The transcript has 4 exons. Gene Ontology annotation, biological process: secondary metabolic process. Gene Ontology annotation, molecular function: CoA-ligase activity. Lineage: Eukaryota; Fungi; Ascomycota; Eurotiomycetes; Chaetothyriales; Herpotrichiellaceae.
AUGUCGACCUCCGUACCCAUUGCUCCCAGGCCUCAGGAGGUCAUUAUUCCAUCCACGGAUGUUCUGACGUUCGCAUUCGAUCGUCCGGGGCUGUUCGAGAAAGAUCAACAGGUCUUCGUGGAUGCUAAAGACCCUUCGAAGAGGAUAUCCUGGUAUCAAGCCUAUUACAUUAUCCGUCGACUUGUCAAGGGUUUCAAAGAAAAAGGAUUGCAGGAACAGGACGUGGUUUGCUGUCAUAUGUACAACAACAUCUGGUAUCCGCUGAUCUGGCUCGGGAUAAUCGGGGCGGGAGGUUGCGUCCUGGGAACGAACCCAGGCUACACGCCUUCCGAGCUGUCCCACAUCUUCAAGUUGACGAAUCCAAAGUUCGUUGUGAGCCAGGUACAAUGCUCAGACCCAGUCCUUGAAGUAUCUUCGCACGGAUCGCUCGCCGCCGAUCACAUAUUCUUGAUUGAUCUCGAAUCGGAGAGGGAUCCAAAGGGUUGCCGAAGUUGGGAGGACCUUCUUCGGUGUGGCGAAGAUGAUUGGGAGCGACCGGAACCGAGUCAAAUUGCGGCCUAUGCGAUGACCAGCGGCACCACGGGUCUCCCGAAAGCCGCCAUGCUCUCUCAUCGAUCAAUAGUUUCCCAAACUGCGACUUUGGAAAAUGAAUUUCGUGCCAAGACUUAUGUGCCAAGACAGUUGAUUUUCUUGCCGAUCUUUCAUGCCUUUGCCAUGCCACUGGCAAUGCUUCUGCCGUUACGGUUGGGAAUUCCGACCUACUUCCUUCCACGGUUCGAUUUGGCAGAUUUCACCCGAGCGGUCGGCCGCUUUACCAUCACGGACGUGGCAAUCGUGCCUUCAAUAGCGUCCAGCGUUGCCUCGAUUCCACUGUCUGAGCGUUAUCUCCUUCUUUCAUUACGGCAUCUCAUUUCUGCCGCUGCCCCGAUGUCAGCGGCGGUUCAAAAUCACCUUUACAAUGUCCUGAGCCCGAAUGCCGUGAUUUCGCAAUGCUGGGGCAGUACCGAAACCGGCUGGAUUACGCUCUUUUCCUGGCGGGAGAAAGACGAUACUGGGAGCGUAGGGCACUUAUUGCCGAAUGUCCGGAUGAAAGUCGAUCGCUCUCCAGUGUCUACCCUCUUCUCGACCGAAGGCAACCCUGGAGAAGGGCUGAUCCACAGUCCAAGCAUGUUCUCCGGCUACCUCAACGAUGUGGACGCGAGCCAAGCGGCCAUUGACCGGGAGGGAUUCUUUCGAACUGGUGACCUCGUUUACCUUCGAGCUGGCAAGGUCUUCUACGCCGGGCGAAUGAAGGAAACCAUCAAGGUCAAAGGCUGGCAGGUGUCUCCGACUGAAAUUGAGAGUAUCCUAUCACGUCACCCGCUGAUAUCUGACGUGGCGGUGGCCGGUGUGGCUUCUGAAGAUGAAAGUGGUCUCGUUGAUACAUUACUUCGCGCGUAUGUGGUUCGUCAACGCCCUAGCGACUCUGAUGCCCAGGGCUGGCCUCGGCUGACGGAGGAACACGUCGAGGAAUUUGUCAAGUCCCAGCUCAUCUCAUACAAGCAGCUGACUGGAGGUGUCGUAUUCGUCACCAAGAUCCCUCGGUCUAGCACAGGCAAGAUCCUACGCGUUUUACUUGAACAAGCUGAAAUAGAUACAGAUGUCACCAACGUAUAA